CUUCAACACAAGGACUGUUUUCACCUACAUGAAGCUCUGCUGAGCGCGUUAAAGAGCUUCCCUCCUUUGCUGUUUAUUCAUUUUUUAUUUCUUUCCCAAAGUGACCAAAGUUUGGAUCUAGGACGUGAAGAAAACAACAAACCAUUGACUGAUCAGAGGCGCUCAGAGGGUUUGUGUUCCUAGAAGCAGGGGCCCCUGGUUGUCGUCGCUCAGCGCUUCUGUGCGCUCCAGGCUCUGACGGUUCUUCGAUUAUUUUUUCCUUUCCUGCGGUUAUGAAGGCUCCCAGUCGGCACUCAGGAAUGUCCUCCGUCUUUAUUGUGUGAUAUGACUAAACCCACGUGAUCUGGACGCCAUGAUGGCCUCGAUGGUUGCCAAUGGAAACAAAGAUGGGAAGUCUCUGGUCUUAAAAGGGGUGGACCCCGAGACAUGCAUGAUUGUGUUUAAGAACCACUGGGCUCAGGUUGUGAAGAUCCUUGAAAAGCAUGAUCCGCUGCGUAGCAGCUCAACGCUGCCCUCCCUCAUCAGCCUCAGCGGUGGAGCUAGUGGAGGCUCUCGCUUUGGCCCGAUCCCAGGAGAUGAAGCCAGCGCCGUGCAGAACUACGUGGAGCACAUGCUUCUCCUGCUGAUGGAGGAGGAGAGCGGUCCGGACGGGGCGAUGGGUCCUAUCCUGGAGUUCGUGGUGAUGGAGAACGUGAUGGAGCGCCUGUUUGUGUGGAGCCUGCGCAGAGAGUUCACAGAUGACAUGAAACUGGAGCAGCUGAAGAUGUACGAGAUGCUGGUGGGCCAGUCGCGCCAGCCUCUGCUCCAUCACAAGCCCAUCCUGCGGCCGCUGAUGAUGCUGUUGUCCUCCUGUUCGGGCACGGGGGGGCCCGCCGUCGAGGCGGAGCUGGUGCUGCUGCUCCACCAGUUGUGCUGCGUUCUAGCAAAAGACCCUUCCAUCCUGGAGCUGUUUUUCCACACAAGUGAGGAUCAGGGGGCCACCAACUUCCUCAUCUUCUCCCUCCUCAUCCCCUUCAUUCACAGGGAGGGCAGCGUGGGCCAGCAGGCGAGGGACGCCCUGUUGCUCAUCAUGUCGUUGUCUGCUGAGAAUGAGAGGGUGGCCAAACAUGUUGCAGAGAACACCUACUUCUGUCCGGUGCUGGCCACAGGGCUGAGUGGCCUCUACUCAUCUCUUCCAACCAAGCUGGAGGUUCCCAGCGAGGAGUGGCACUGUUUGCACAAGGAGGAGUGGCUUCGGUUGCCGUCCCUGGUCCAGUUUCUAAACUCACUGGAAUUCUGCAAUGCUGUGAUUCAGGUCGCCCAUCAAAGCAUCAGAGACCAGUUGGUGGCUUAUAUUUAUAAUGGUUUCCUUGUACCAGUCCUUGCACCAGCACUGCACAAGCUCACUUUAGAGGAGGUGAUGACCACUACGGCCUACCUCGACCUCUUCCUGAGGAGCGUGACUGAGCCGGCCCUGCUGCAAACUCUGCUCUCCUUCAUCCUGCUCCACCAACAUGAGGGAGUCUAUAUUUUGGAUACACUGGUCAGCCGCAUCAACACUCCUUUCCAGCUGGGAACUGUGUCACUCGCACUUUUUCGUACUCUGAUCGGCCUCUACUGCGAGGAUGUGAUGCUGCAGCUUGUACUAAAGUACCUGAUCCCCUGCAAUCACAUGAUGCUGAGUCAGAGACGAGUGGUGAGGGAGAGGGACUUCUAUUCAGCAUCGGCAGCCAAGAUUCUGGCGCUGACGCCGUCCUGCUGCUCCCCUGAUCGCAGCCCCCCACCCCUGCGGCAGCUGGACUCCAUCCUUUUUUCCAAGCGUGUCGAAACUCCAAAGAACUCCAGCAACACAGACAAACACAGCAGCUUCUCUGAAGAAGAAGAUGGCUCAGGUAACUCCUGUACCAUAGGCUCAGAGAUCUACCUGGAUGUCAGCUACCUUCAUUACCUCUAUGACGCCCGGCUCAGCAUCAGCAGCUGCAUGAAGGCCUGCCAGGUGUGGUCGGCACCGUAUGAUGGGGAGAACCCUCCUCCGGAGAAAUACCAGCCGGGCGUACUGGAGGAGCCGGCGCCAGACAGUCGCCAAACCCAGACGGCCUUCAAGAGAGUCCCACAGCUGCUGGGGUCACGUCCUCGCCCAAGUCAGCCGCCGAGUAAAGAACCACCCUCUAUUGCCCAGCUCGAGCUGGAAUGGGAUGACACCUUUGAUGCGUGUCCAGUUCAGGCUGGCGAAGUUCCUGUGGAACCGAAACCUCCUCAGCUGCCUUCUUCUGAGGCACCAAAACACAUCCAGGAGAUGAGAAGGUCUGCCAUCAUGCUGGUUAAAGGCUCCUACAUCGAGGAAAAUGACUUCCAGGAUGAUGUCCUGGUGUACGAUCUGAUUGCAAAGAAAGACGCCUCAGCGAUGGAGCAGACAUCAGCCAGACCCCGCGGCUCAUCAUCAGCUGAGGCUCAGCCAGACUCCACUGAGGUCCCACUGAAAAACGGGCUCAGUCUAACACUUCCCACCUCUGUGAUGGCAGAUAACGGAAAUAACAGCCUAAAGGCAAAGGUCAAAGGUCAGACAGACUGUAACGGCAAUGUCCAAAACACGACCAGCACUAGUGAUGAUCUUUUAUCUCAGUAUGAGGAGCUGGUCCGUACUCUGGUCAGCCAAACAGCUGGAAAACAGGCAAAAACUGAUGGAGAGGUGAGAAAGUCUGUCUCUAUAGCAGUGGAAGAAGAAGAGGAGGAGGAAGAGAUGGACUUCACUUCCUUUACAGCUGAAACUCCUGAUUCAGAGAAACUAGCGUCUCCAUUUGGGUCCAUUCAGAGGUCCCGUAGUGGGAGCUCUAAAGGAAGCUACACUUUGCCUUUUACAGGUCCAUUUAUCAGCGUGCUGCUGUCUCGCCUGGAGAAUAUGCUCACCAACACGCUUCAUGUCAACCUGCUGCUGACAGGGAUCCUGGCUCAGCUGGCCGCUUACCCUCAGCCACUCCUCCGCUCCUUCCUCCUCAACACCAAUCUGGUUUUUCAGCCGACUGUUCGAUCGCUUUACCAGGUUCUCGCUAUUGUAAAGAAUCAGAUAGAAGAGGCGGCUGCCUGCAGGAAGGACUUCCCUGAGCUUAUUACUGUGGCACAACACUGGCUGCUGGCCAGAGAGGCCUCGUUCAUCACAGCAGAUAAAAGCAGCAGCGGUCCCUCCAACCAACAGGAAGGAGGAAGGAUCUUGAAGAACUCCCCUCCACCAAAGCCUAAAGCCAUCUCUCUGGAUCAGAUGGAGGUCUUUGCUACGGUUCUCUUCUCAGAGUUCCUUAAAGAACUUGCUGCCAUCGCACAGGAGCACUCCGUCCUGUCUUACAUUCCUAUGGAAGAAUAGAAAACCUCUGGGAUGAGUUCAGGAGGAAUAUUGGGUACUUUUUUCAGGUACUAAUUAAUGAACUGAAGGGUUUUCCCUUUUUAUUUGAAAGAAUUAAAAAAUAUUUAUUUUUUUCUAACUAAAGAAUCAACUUUGCUUGGUUGAACCUCAUCACCUUGCCUUUGCAAAGCGUUUGUCAGACAAAAUAGAGAUCCAACCUUGGAGCAGAUUUUCUUCAUAGAGACAUGCUGCAGCUCCUCUCACCAAAGACUUUUUAUUUUUCUUUUCUUUACCCACAAACAAUCAGUUGCUCUUUCCUAACCCAUAUGAAUAUCUUCUAUAAGCAGCUCCAGUGAUGCAGUGCUGCUCCGUGAUUUCUAUAAAAACACUCAGGUAGCCUUUCAGAAGUUGCCUUCAAGCAUCAGGAUAACAUUGAAUGUCGGUUUUUCAUUAUGUUUUCUUAUGACUGGCAGCAAUACUGAAAGCCUAAAACAAACACGUCCAAGCUGACAUUUUCAAUCACAACUGUUACACACUUUAGUCACUACUGCCUUUAAAUUGCAAAGUGUGAUUACAGAAAGCCUUUGUGUCUUUGCCAGAGGCAGUUCAGGAGUCUUUUAGCAACAUCUCCUGUUGUUUGUUUAAACAAGUAGAUUGUCUAACUUUUUAUGGGCUCUGCUUCUUUCUAUUGUCUCCACCAUCAUUGUUGGCACCUCUCAUAAAGAAAUGUAAAAAAAAAAAAAAAA
This is a messenger RNA of Cyprinodon tularosa, 4062 nucleotides long. It is a transcript of the gene fam160a1a, whose product is annotated as family with sequence similarity 160 member A1a. The record is from RefSeq and is a predicted model, not a curated record. Lineage: Eukaryota; Metazoa; Chordata; Actinopteri; Cyprinodontiformes; Cyprinodontidae.